Xylona heveae TC161 is the source of this 930-nucleotide messenger RNA. RefSeq lists its product as hypothetical. Bases 426 to 710 code for a protein of 94 amino acids. The record is from RefSeq and is a predicted model, not a curated record. The transcript has a single exon. Lineage: Eukaryota; Fungi; Ascomycota; Xylonomycetes; Xylonales; Xylonaceae.
GGGCACUUGGCCACGCAACUUCACUGCUAGAGCUCCCACAUUUCAGAGGAUGGCAAGAUGAGGGUAUUCGUGCUCAUGUCUCAAGGUCAUUUAUACACCCCACCUCUGCAACGACGUAGUGUUUCUUCCGCCUCGCAAAAAUCGAGCUAAUGCAAUCACCUACCAUGAGAUCGUUCCAGAGGAUGAUACAGAGUAUACCUGCCUGAAAAACACACAAGGCUACUAAGAUUCAGCAACAGUUAAUUCAGGCGGCACAUGAACCAGCAGAGGAACAGGGUUCUAAGCCCAGGCCAAUUGUGGGUGGAAUCGAGGGUGGGGCUAAAAAGGACGUCGGUGGUGAUGGUCGGUACAUUGAAACGUCAUCUAAUGCUGCUGCUAAGGCACAGACAUCUGGAGAGAAAGACCAGAUUCUGGAAGUUGUCGCAAUGGGGCUUUCAAGGGCAGAAGGAAGGGGAGUCCAGUCAUUGAAUGAUGAAGAUCUAAGGAGGCUAGAUCUUGAUCCCAGAAAUAUCGAGUAUCUACGCAAGGAGCUUCAGGAACUUGCGGGCGAUAAGGCAUGGCGAUUGGAGGUGAUUGACCUGGCCGACGGCGUUCGUCGCAUUCGUGGCGUGCUCGAUGUAAAUGAAGCGGAUGAAGAAUAUGACGGAGAGUAUAAUAGCGAAGAAUACCCAGGGAGGAAUGGAGAUCAGGAACGCGAGGGGGCCGAAUGAUAAACGCGAUGAAGAUAACAAGGGGUGGACGUUCAAGGAAGAGUUAUGACGAUAGUUGACCCUUUGCUGUGAUGCUCGUGUCGAUUCUUUUUCAGAUGCUCUGGAUAUUUUCUAUCGAAAAAUCAAGACUUAGUAUACCACUCUUCAGCCUGUAUAACAGCUUGAACCCUAUGAGGCAUAGUAUCUUUGUUUAUAAGUGCUCCCAGUCUUUCUAGCCCCU